This is a messenger RNA of Cornus florida, 1176 nucleotides long. RefSeq lists its product as uncharacterized. The record is from RefSeq and is a predicted model, not a curated record. The transcript has 4 exons. NCBI's taxonomy places the organism in Eukaryota, Viridiplantae, Streptophyta, Magnoliopsida, Cornales, Cornaceae. The coding region runs from base 406 to 975 and encodes 189 amino acids.
AUUUCAUAUAAUUUCUCUUGCUCAAGACGCUGCCCGUCCUGCCCGUUACCCUCUGGAGAAUUACGGGCAGCUCUCUCAGAAACACCCCCAACAUUCACAGACUCUCUCUCUCUUCCCUCUGAUUAUAUCUUCUUAUUUCUCUGCUGUGUCUCUAGGAUCUCGAUCGGACGGUCCACGAUGAACGCAGACUCUGAUAUCUGUUUUCUCAGUUUUUAGCUUUUCCAAAUCCCAGAUCUGCUUGAUCUGUGCUCAGAUCUACGUUCCUGUUUUUUGCUGCUUAAUUCAUACUCGAUUUGUUUAAAUUUCGUGAUUCGGGCGACCUUCGAUUCAUUUUCCGGCAAACUUCUCUUGAUCUCUUCUACUUUCCGUGAAAAUUGACUUUCUCGGUUGUCGUGUGCCGUACAGAUGGAGACCAACUGUGGUUCAGCUAGUGGCACUACACUUAACAAUGGUGUGCUAACGUGCGCCGGUGAAGCUUUAGCCGCUAUUUUGGCGAUGGCUCUGCUCCAAGCUCGGCUUUUGGCUCAAGCUCAGGAUUUAUUUGGUUUACUGACCAACCAACCUAGACUCAAGGGUGAUCAAUCCUCCACCCAAUGCUAUUCCAAGCCGGUAGAUGCUGAGGGAGAAGACGACGAAGAUGAUGGUGAUGAUGAUGAUGAAGGGGAUGGUGGGUUUGGAGAAGGUGAAGAGGACUUGUCAUCCGAAGAUGGAGGUGAACAUGGCGACAACCCCAACAACAACAAGAGCAACUCAAAGAAGGAUCCAGAAGAAGGGGCAGGUGGCGCAGAAGAGAAUGGUGAAGACGACGAGGAGGAUGACGAAGAGGAUGGAGAUGAUCAAGAUGAUGAUGACGACGACGACGAUGACGACGAUGGUGGAGAAGAGGAUGAGGAAGUCGUCGAGGAAGAAGAAGAAGAAGAGGAAGAGGAGGAUGAAGAAGAAGCACUCCCACCUCCAAAGAAGAGGAAGAAGUAAACGUAGUAAAGUAGUUAAGCCUCUUCCAAGUACUGUUUCAUGUAACCUGUUGUCUGACAUUAUGUUCUUAGUUAGUUUAUGAGGAGGCCUAUUAGGAUGAUGCUUUUCAGUAAUUGUUAUAUUCCCUUUGCAUAUUAAUCAGAACAAUGAGCUGCAGAAUUGUCGAGAUUCAUAGUAUGUUAUGUUAUUUAAAUUUGGCCA